Messenger RNA from Antechinus flavipes (yellow-footed antechinus), 1413 nucleotides. Its product is annotated as kelch-like protein 15. Gene Ontology annotation, cellular component: nucleus. Gene Ontology annotation, biological process: nuclear protein quality control by the ubiquitin-proteasome system. The coding region runs from base 830 to 1300 and encodes 156 amino acids. Lineage: Eukaryota; Metazoa; Chordata; Mammalia; Dasyuromorphia; Dasyuridae. Gene Ontology annotation, molecular function: protein binding. The transcript has 3 exons. The record is from RefSeq and is a predicted model, not a curated record.
UUUGGGACUGCUAAUUUGUUUUUUCUUCUAUUUUUAAAAUUAAAUAAAGAAUACUUUGUUUUUUUUUUUAAUAAAACUAACUCAAUUCAUUUUUUUUAUGUUUUACUUUCAAUGUUAUUAUUCUUACCUUUGAUUUCCAGGAUUUCCAAUUUUUUAUUUAAUUGGAAAUUUUUAAUUCUUUUUUUUUUCUUUUUAAUGUUAGGCCCAGUUCCUUGAUCUGCUCUAUUUCUGUUUUAUUGAAGUAAACCUUUAGAGAAAGACAAUUUCCCUAAGGACUUCUUUGAUUGCACCCUUCCAUUUUGUUUAUGUUGUUCCAUAGUUAGCAUUCUCUCCAACAAAAGUAUUGAUUGUUGUCUAUGGUUUGCUCCUUGUCCCACUAAUUCUUCAGAAUUAGACGAUAGAGUUUUCAGUUAACGUCCCUGAUGCUCUGGACCUGAUGUCACAAAGCCCCAUACCCUCCCUCCUCCCUUCAAUCUCUCAGGGAGACUAGCGCCGCCCUGUGGUGAUGUCACAAUGACCACCCCUCCCACCUUCUGUUAGCUCUCAGUCUUGUCUCCAGUGGAGGGUGUGUGGGGCCCAGAGCAGCUGGAGGUCUGUGUGCCCCUCACCCAGUUCCCUCCCCUUCAGCCUUUUUGCCCCUUUCCUCCGCAAUUUUCUCCUCCAUUAGGUCCAUCUUACCUCCAUCUUCAAGGCUGACCAAUCCUAAGGGUCCUACUAGUGCCUGAGUGUGUGUGAGGGAGGGACGCUGAUUAAUACCAGUGGCGGAGGUGCUGUUUCUCUCACAGACACCAGCCCAGUCGUAACUGGACCAAGACCAGCAAGGUGACUCAUGGAGGGGGACGUGCAACAAUUUACUUCCUCCGUCCACGACGCCAGUGUCCUUGCUGGGCUCAAAGCACUGUAUGAGGGGGGAUUGCUUCUUGAUGUCACCCUAGUUAUUGAUGAUCAGCAAUUCCGGGCCCAUAAAGCACUCCUUGCCACCCAGAGUGACUACUUCAAGAAAAUGUUCACAGCCGAGAGUGGGGAGGGAGCUCAGGACAACAUUCCUUUGCAGGGUCUGACGGCUACAGCCUUCAGCCAUAUCCUAAAAUUCAUGUAUUAUGGAACUAUAGAACUGAGUAUGAAUACAGUUUAUGAAAUCCUUCAGGCUGCCAUCAAUACUAAACUUAAAGAAGUGGUGAAUUUCUGCUGCUCUUUUCUCCUAUCCAGAAUCUCCUUAGAAAAUUCUGGAGAAAUUUUGAAAUUCUUAGAUGAUUUUGGUAUAACCAUGGAGGGAGCCAGAGAGAAGUUGUUUUCAUGAACUUUCAUGCACUUUCAACCAUUUCUGUUAACUUUAAAAAGUCUCUUUUCCUAGAAGAUUUUUUAAAACUAUGUGAUUUGCUUUUUCUCCACACGAUACAAAAAUUGUUUCAA